Molecule: messenger RNA, 1627 nt
Organism: Dioscorea cayenensis subsp. rotundata (Guinea yam)
Lineage: Eukaryota; Viridiplantae; Streptophyta; Magnoliopsida; Dioscoreales; Dioscoreaceae
Product: receptor-like serine/threonine-protein kinase SD1-8
Exons: 6
Coding region: 76-1614 (512 amino acids)
Biological process (GO): protein phosphorylation; recognition of pollen
Molecular function (GO): protein kinase activity; ATP binding
Source: RefSeq, a predicted model, not a curated record
UUCUAUUCCAUUAGCAACGAGGACGAGGUUUGCUUCACGUAUAACACAACGGACCCAGACAUUGUGGUUCGGUAUAUGCUAGACCCGUCUGGUGUUGUGAAACGGUUUACGUGGAUUGAAAGCGCAGGCAUGUGGAAUAACUUCUUGUACUACCCCAAGAGCCAAUGCGAGGAGCACUCAAAAUGCGGGUCUUAUGGGGUGUGUGACAUCAAUGGUUGGCCCAUAUGCAGCUGUUUGCCAGGGUUCAUGCCAAAGUCACCGCAGGGGUGGCCUCUCAUGGAUGUCUCUUCUGGUUGUGAGCGUGUCACGGCGCUGGACUGCAAGAAUAGCUCUGAUGGCUUCAUGACUAUCACCCUUGCAGCGCUGCCUGAAACGUCAAACGCCAUUUUAUUCCCAAACAUCAGCCUGAAUGAAUGCAGAGCUAGGUGUUUGAAGAUUUGCCCGUGCACUGCCUAUGCCGCAGCCAACAUCAGUGGUGUAGGAAUUGGGUGCAUUAUUUGGGUGACGGAGCUCAUCGACAUGCGAUUGUCCUCGCAUGCUGCACAGGAUGUCUUUGUCCGGCUAGCCGCUGCUGAUCUCGAGGAAGAUAUAAGAGGAAAUGGUGAACUAGAACUAAUACAACUUCAAUGGAGUACUCUAAUGGAGGCUACGCACAAAUUUGCCAAAACAAACAUAGUAGGAAAAGGUGGUUUUGGCCUUGUUUACAAGGGGAAGCUAACUGAGGGACUUGAAAUAGCAAUAAAGAGACUCUCUGGAAAUUCAUCACAAGGUGUUGAUGAGUUCAAAAAUGAAGUUACUUUUAUUGGAAAGCUUCAACACCGCAACCUUGUGCGGCUUCUCGGAUAUUGCAUUCAAGGAGAUGAAAAGAUUCUUGUUUAUGAGUACAUGCCUAAUGGGAGCUUGGAUGCAUUUCUAUUUGACAAAGAAAAAAGAGUACAUUUGGACUGGCAAACACGCUUCCACAUCAUUGUAGGCAUUGCUCGAGGUCUUUUGUAUCUUCAUCAAGACUCAAGACUGAGAAUCAUACAUAGGGAUCUUAAAGCCAGUAACAUCCUUCUUGAUAGUGAAAUGAACCCCAAAAUCUCAGAUUUUGGCUUAGCAAGAAAUUUUGGAGAACACGAAACCAUGACCAAGACAAGGAAAAUAGUUGGCACGUAUGGAUAUAUGGCCCCUGAGUAUGCGUUGAAUGGAGUUUUUUCAGUGAAAUCAGAUGUGUUUAGUUUUGGCGUAUUGAUCCUGGAAAUCAUAAGCGGGCAAAGGAAUAGGAUUUUCCUCUCAGAACCACACCUUUACCUUCUUGGGAAUGCUUGGAGUUUAUGGAAUGAAGGGAAGGUUUUGGAUUUAUUGGAUCCACUAGUCAGCAACACAUUUUCAAUGACUCAAGUCAUGAGAUGUGUAAAUAUAGGUCUCUUGUGUGUUCAAGAAAAGCCGGAGGAUAGACCAGUCAUGUCAUCAGUGGUUAUCAUGCUAGGUAAUGAUAAUGCACCAUUACUAGAGCCUAAAGCACCGGGUUUUAAAACUAUUUUUCCCACUAAACAUGACUCAGGCUCAAAUCGAAAUGCCUUGCAUAGUUUUAAUACUAUCACACUUACAGAGCAACAAAUAGGUAGAUAGUGAUUUAUAUAAU